AUGGGGAAUAUGCAGGAGAAACCAACUAGUGUACAAACAACUAGUAACAAUGCACAGGAGAAACCAACCGAAGCAGGGCCUUCUUCUACUGCCUCUGAUAAUCAGAAGAAAGAAGACCAAAAAGCUUCUGAUAGUCAGAAGACAGAAACACAACCAUUAGCAUUAUCACACCCUGUGCAGUCGUAUGGUGAUGGAAAGUCCAAAUCGUUGAUGGUGUAUGCAAAGGCUCUUGAUAUCACUUGGUCUGGAGACAGUCGUUAUUGGCGAUGGGUCAAUUGCAAAGAAACUAGUGGUGGCAACUUCGAAGCUGCUGAACUGUUAAAUGUGUGUUGGCUAGAAGUGCGUGGAAAACUUGCGACCACAGACCUCUCACCAGGAACUCUGUAUGAAGUUGUAUUUGUGGUCAAGAUGAAAACUAAAGCUUAUGGAUGGGAUGCUCCAGUGAAUUUGAAAUUCACACCCCCAGAUGGUGCAGUUCCAAGGGAGACGACAAUUAAAUUGACGGAUUUGAAGGAUAGUAAAGAUGAAUGGAAAGAUAUUCCGUUUGGUGAGUUUAAAGCACCCGCAAAUCCUGGGAACAUUGAGUUUUUGUUGUAUGAAUAUGGUGGGAGAUGGAAGAGCGGACUUGUUAUCAAGGGUGUUGCCGUUCGACCAAAGAGCCAAGUUGCAGAAUAUUAUUGUAAUAAUUAG
Molecule: messenger RNA, 690 nt
Organism: Prunus armeniaca (apricot)
Lineage: Eukaryota; Viridiplantae; Streptophyta; Magnoliopsida; Rosales; Rosaceae
Source: the annotation of a GenBank genome assembly